This is a messenger RNA of Colletotrichum gloeosporioides, 1233 nucleotides long. RefSeq lists its product as uncharacterized. Bases 1 to 1233 code for a protein of 410 amino acids. The record is from RefSeq and is a predicted model, not a curated record. The transcript has a single exon. Lineage: Eukaryota; Fungi; Ascomycota; Sordariomycetes; Glomerellales; Glomerellaceae.
AUGCACGAAGAGGCUGAGAGACGGCACCAGCGUCCAGAUCUACCCGUCAGAGGUGCAAGCGAUCCAGUUACUCGAAAAAGCCAAUCUACUUCGCACAUCGAACGAGACCUCCAUAAUCUUAUCAAGGAUGGACCCUCAGCAAAAAAUAGAGAGCAACAGAUUGGAAACAUAUACUUGUUCAAAGUCAAAUCUGCAACAACCGACGUCGAGUUGCUCAAGAUCGGGCGAACACAGAAGCCUGCUGAAACACGCCGCAAACAGAUAAAGGGUGUUUGUCAACACAUUCAUAUUGAAGAACAUAGACGCGCGGUAGCUGAAAUGAUUGAUUUUCACGGCUACGCUGAGAAGCUCGUCCAUACUGAGUUGGCCAAUUUUCAACACCAAUGGGUGUGCUCUUGCGGCACCAGUCACCAAGAGUAUUUUGACGUCAGGGAAGACCUUGCCGUCGAGGUCUUUACACGCUGGAGAGACUUUUGUAAACAAAAGCCCUGGGCCCCAGACGGGAAGAUUUUGCCUGCCUGGGAACAGCGACUGGCAAACAAACCCAAAUUCGGCGGCGACGAGCAUGAGCCCGAUCACUGGGAGCUUGCCAAGCAUUGGAGAAGAUUCACGUCACCAAUGGCUGUGGAACGGAUUGCUUCCGAUGUGAUACGGGUUUGGAAAGAUCUCUUCCCGGAGCGUUGGCAAUUUGUUGCCAUAGCAGAGCUUCUCACGAUAAUCUGCGUCUCCCCGAUCUCAUUCUGGAUCACUACAUGGGCAGUUGUUAUCGGGAGCUUGCUCUUGAUCGACCUCGUAGUGAUUCCCGACUUGCAUCUUUUUAAAUGGAUCGACAGACUUAUGAGCGGCGGCUUGCAACCUUUCAGAUGGGGAGGUGGCGGCGAGCAAGGCGGAAAAGGUGACUGCAAUCUCAGCCCAUCACCAGAAGGUCACGGGAUGCAGACGCACACCCCCAGUGAGCGGCCUACACGAGGAGUAAAUCAUCCGACGUUUACUUCCAUGUACGUUGGAAGACAUGAUGACCCAAGUAUCAUGGCAGAUUCCUCUCCUGGCGCUUUCCCUAGUGUAUCCCCUGGUGCUACGGACUGUGAAAGCGACAUGGAAGUUGGGGUUUGCUGCUCACCGUGCGCUGAGAAGGCUUCUAGACGCCGUACACCUGAUAUCAGAGUGGAUCCUGCAAGUGCAAAUCCUGAGGUCACUGUGGACGAAGAUUCCGAUAUGGAAGUGGUUGAAUGA